AUGUCUUCCAAUAGCACGAAUAUAGAAAAUAUUGUGGAUAAUAUCCAUGAAUUGAUAUCAGAGGACGACGUAAGUUUUAAUAGGAUUUUUUUUUUAAAAACUAUUACAAACAAUUUUAUACAUAUGUAUCAUUUUUACUUAGAUAUAUUUAAAAAAUUAUUCUUGAAGGCAUCGUUUAGAAAUAAAAACCCUUUAAUUGUUUUCUACGAACGUUGUGAUAAAUCAUAUAAUUUAACCUCUGCCAAUAUUUCAUGUGAUCAGUGUAAAUCGCCUAGAAAUAAGGAUGGUCCUAAUUGUUGUGAUAAGGAAGACAGAAUAGUCGAUUGGGAUACUAUUCAGGGGUUAAUGGCGAAUCCAGGUACUAAUUAUAUAACAACGAUAUGUGAUUAUUUUAUUCAUUGGUUGUAUGGAAUAAUAAGCAAAAGUAAAAUUACAGAUAUGGGCAUUUAUAAUCUCUACAAUAAAAUGGAAAAUAAAUUACAAGGCGUAUGUAAUUAUAAACAUCCAGAAGGUUCCGAGACCCAAAGUAUUGUGAAAAUAUAUGAUAGAAAGGUACUAAAGGACAAAAGAGAGUUAUAUGAUUUUUUAGAAUAUUAUAAUGACAUAAAAGCAGUACUCAAUAAUGAAAACCCCAAGAACAAAGAUAAAUAUUGCAGAUAUAUAAAAUAUAUAUUUAAUUUAUACCAAGAAAUGGAAAUGAAUAAUUACAAAGAAUUGUACAAUAUGGAAUCAAACUUAUUUAAAGAAAAAUUUAAGAAAAUUGAUGCAGAUUUAUUUUUAUUAGAGAAAAAAUGUCCAGGAGAUUAUCUAAAUUUAAUAUUCGACAAAGACAAUAAAAUAUUACGAGAUUUUAAGAAAGAAAAAAAAGAGCAAUUAGUUGAAAAAUUAAAGAAAGCCUGUGAUAAUCCAGAAACACACUCUGUUGAGGAUUCACCAUACGAUAAGCAUGAAUAUAAAGAUGUCCUAAAAGAUUUUUCAGCCUAUAAAGUAUAUGAAAAAUUAAAUAAUAAUAACAAUAUUGAUCCAUAUUGCAGUGAUUGUAAUGAUUUAUCAAAUUUAGAAAGUGAAUACAAAGGAAUUAAUCAAUUUUGUAAAAAGGUGGCAAGAAAUUUAAGAAACCAAUUGAAUGAUAUUAAGGAUCUUACAAAUGAAGAUGAUCGCUGUUUAUAUUUCAUUUACUGGACAUAUGAAAAAGUGAGGGAAAUAUAUAAUGGAAGAAUAAAAAAUAUUCAUGAAAUACCACUUUUUUCCAAAAUACUUGGUAUAGCGCAUGGUAUUAACUAUGAAUUAGCUGGAGAGGAUAUUCGUAAAAAUGUUGAAGCUUUCAAGGGGGUCUCUAUGAGAAAUUCUGAUGCGACCAGCAGAGGAGAUGGUGCUACACAAAAAAAGGAAGAAAAGUUUGUUUAUAGCUCUGAAUUGUCUAAGUAUAAUCCUUGUUUCUUUUAUUUAGAUUGUACAUUAGAUGAAUGUAAAGAAAUGAAAGAUCUGUUUGAUUAUUUUAAAAAUUAUAAGAGUAUUAAAGAUAAAAGCUCUACAGUUGAUAACAAGUACAUACAAUACUGUAAUUACCUUACUUAUAUAAACGGACUAUACGAAAAGAAUAUAUCUAAUUGUUGCGUCUGUUUUAAGGGUGUGGAGAAAUGCAGAGAGGAUUGUCCACAUUAUUUUAGGUGUGAUGAAUUGUAUAAUCCCCAGAAUCUCUAUGAUAAAUUUAAAUGCAGUAAUAAAAUAUCAGAUAAACCAUUUAAGAAGAUAAAAUUACCAGUGUCCAUUGAUUUUUAUUCCAAAAACAUAACAGAAAAGUCAAAGGGAAACCAAUAUUUACAGACAGUUAAUUAUUUUACACCUAUUAGUGUGCAAAAAAUGCAGGGUAGAAUGCCAAAAUUAUUGGAUGGCAUGUCAGACACCUCGGAUAAUAUACUUGAAUCGGAUCCUUUCUACACUAUUGUGUUAGGAGUUUUUACUAUAUGGGGAAUCUUUUUCGUUUUUUUCAUUUAUUAUAAGGUUAUUAAAAAUAGCCUGUUAAAAGAUAUGUAUAGUUUGUAUUUGAUAUUCAUUUUGAGUAAGAAAUAA
Messenger RNA from Plasmodium cynomolgi strain B, 2073 nucleotides. RefSeq lists its product as hypothetical. The transcript is spliced from 3 exons. Bases 1 to 2073 code for a protein of 690 amino acids. The record is from RefSeq and is a predicted model, not a curated record. NCBI's taxonomy places the organism in Eukaryota, Apicomplexa, Aconoidasida, Haemosporida, Plasmodiidae.